CUCUCUCUCUCUCUCUCCUCUCUCCUCGCCCCCUGCUCCCUCCUCCUCCUCCUCCUCCUCCUACCUGAUUCAGAUCUGCUCCGCCGCUAUGCGUAUGACCGCGUCUCUCUCUGCAAGGCGAGCACCACCGGAGAGACCCGCACGCUGCUGCUGCUGCUGACCGCCAGCACCAAAACGCCGGCUGACGAGCGACCCAGGCCGGGCAACAGGAGCGGGAGCCGCCGCCGCCGCCGCCGCCGCCGCCGCCGCUGAUUAACCUCCGUCCGGCGGAGCAGCCGGAGGACGAGAUUAACGCGCGGAGAGUUGGAUAGAGAGAUCGGCAAGAGUGUGGCGUCCCGGAGCCUGCUGUCCCAUUCGUCAUCCUCUCCUCUCUUCCUCUACUUCUCCAAGCAGCUCUCACCUCGCCAAACUCCACUCUUCCAUCUCCUCCUCCUCCUCCUCCUCUGCAACUGGCAAACUUUUCAUCCAUUCCUUUCACACUUCUCUCUUUCUCCACCCAUCUAUUCUUUCCUUUCGACGGCAAGCUCGCCAUGGCCUCCAAACUGAACCCCAACGUCCUGUAUGUGGCGGCGCACGGCGAGUCGCUGGGGUCGCUGCAAGCGGACUCUGAAAGGACCCUUAUUGCUGGAGAAGCUGGAGAAGAGUCAUCAGACAGCGACGGGGAACAAGAGGAGACGUCACACAAGUUGAUCCGCAAAGUGUCGACCUCGGGACAGAUACGUGCCAAGAAAAGUGUUAAGGAGGGAAUUCUUUUAAAGCAGACCAGUUCUUUCCAGAGAUGGAAGAGGAGGUACUUCAAACUCAGAGGGAGGACCCUCUACUACGCCAAAGACUGCAAGUCUCUAAUUUUUGAUGAAGUGGACUUAUCGGACGCCAGUGUGGCCGAGACCAGCACCAAGAACAUCAACAACAGCUUCACGGUGAUCACUCCAUUCCGCAAACUAAUGUUAUGCGCCGAGAGCAGGAAGGAAAUGGAGGACUGGAUCGGCGCUCUCAAAUCCGUCCAAAAAUGGGAAACCUACGAGGCCAGCCAGUUCAACAUGGAGCACUUCUCUGGGAUGCACAACUGGUACGCCUGCUCGCACGCCAGACCCACCUUCUGCAACGUCUGCAGGGAGGCUCUGCCAGGCGUCACCUCCCACGGCCUGUCCUGCGAAGUUUGUAAGUUCAAGGCUCAUAAGCGCUGUGCAGUUCGCUCCACCAACAACUGCAAAUGGACCACGCUGGCCUCUAUAGGAAAUGACAUCAUCGAGGAUGAGGAAGGGGUGUUCAUGCCCCACCAGUGGCUGGAAGGCAACCUGCCGGUCAGUGCCAAAUGUGUGGUGUGUGACAAGAACUGUGGCAGCGUGCGGCGGCUGCAGGACUGGCGCUGCCUCUGGUGCAAGGCCAUUGUCCACAACAGCUGUAAAGAACAAAUGGGGAAGGUGUGUCCCUUGGGUCAAUAUCGAGUGUCAAUCAUCCCUCCCACUGCACUUAACAGCAUCGACUCAGAUGGCUUCUGGAAGGCCACCUCAGCGUCGUGCUCCAGUCCUCUCCUGGUCCUGGUCAACUCCAAAAGUGGAGACAACCAGGGGGUGAAGUUCCUCCGCAAGUUCAAGCAGCUGCUCAACCCAGCUCAAGUCUUUGACCUGAUGAACGGAGGACCAGAACUCGGCCUGCGGCUUUUCCAGAAGUUUGUGACGUUUCGUAUCCUGGUGUGCGGAGGAGACGGCAGCGUGGGUUGGGUGCUCUCAGAGCUGGAUAAACUUAACCUCCAUAAACAGUGCCAGCUCGGCGUGCUGCCUCUGGGUACAGGUAACGACCUUGCCCGUGUCCUGGGCUGGGGAGGCCUCUGUGACGAUGACGCUCAGCUGCUGCAGAUCCUGGAGAAGCUGGAGAGAGCCACCACCAAGAUGCUGGACCGAUGGAGUGUGAUGACGUACGAGGUGCCCACCACCACUAAACGCACACCGAUAGUGAAAGAAGACGACAGCCUUGAUUCUCCUCUGCAGGUCCACAUCACUCAGUAUGCAGACUCCGUGGCCUCCCACCUCGCCAAGAUCCUGGACUCUGACAAACACACUGACGUCAUUUCCUCUGCCAAGUUCCUGUGUGGGACAGUGAAUGACUUUGUGGCGGAGGUGGGGAAGGCGUACGAGAGAGCCACAGAGAACAAGGAGGAGGCAGAUGCCAUGGCAAAGAAGUGUGCACUGCUGAAUGAGAAGCUUGAUUCCCUCGUGAAGGCCUUAAGUGAAGAAGCGGAGGCUCAGGUGGUUCCAGCAGGUUCAGUGCCCAGCCAGGAGAGCGGCGGCUCGAGCCCCGGGGAAAGUGGCGGCGAGUCGGGUUCAGAGGGUAAAACGUACCGGUCCAAGGAGCAGCUGAUGCUCCGGGCCAACAGCCUGAAGAAAGCCCUGAGGCAGAUCAUCGAACAGGCAGAGAAGGUGGUGGACGAGCAGAACCGACACACGCAGGUCCAGAGGAUGUCGUCCUUGUCCUCCAUCAAAAGAGAAAACAGCGAGGAGCUGAAGGACACUGAACCACGUCAAGGAAGCUUAAGUCCCACCUCCCCUAUUGUCCUUGAGAAACCAGAGAGCCUCCACACGGUCACCUUCAGCGAGGACACUGUACAAUGCUCAGAGAAGUGUGUGAUGAACAACUACUUCGGCAUUGGCCUGGACGCCAAGAUUUCCCUUGAGUUCAACAACAAGAGAGAUGAGCACCCUAAAAAAUGCAGCAGUCGCACCAAGAACAUGAUGUGGUAUGGAGUCCUGGGGACUAAAGAGCUGGUCCAGAAGACGUACAAGAACCUGGAGCAGAGAGUGCAGCUGGAAUGUGACGGUGUUCCCAUGUCACUGCCGAGUCUGCAGGGCUUGGCUGUGCUCAACAUCCCAAGCUAUGCAGGCGGUAUCAACUUCUGGGGAGGCACCAAGGAGGAUAAUAACUUUGGUGCUCCGUCAUUUGAUGAUAAGAAGUUGGAGGUGGUGGCGGUGUUUGGCAGCAUGCAGAUGGCCAUGUCCAGAGUCAUCAACCUGCAGCACCACCGCAUUGCACAGUGCCGCCAGGUGAAGAUCACCAUCCUCGGGGAGGAGGGGGUUCCUGUGCAGGUGGACGGAGAGGCCUGGAUCCAGCCGCCUGGCAUCGUCAAGAUCGUCCACAAGAACCGAGCACAGAUGCUCACCAGAGACAGGGCCUUUGAGAGCACGCUGAAGUCAUGGGAGGACAAGAGGAAGAUUGACAGCUACCGCGCCAGCAGACCCCGCCUUAACUCCCAGCAGUCCAUGGAGUACCUGACGGAAGAGGAGUGCGCUCAGGUUCAGCAGCUGGGCAUCGUGGCCGACACACUCAUCAACAAGAUCCGUGAGGCAGCCAAGACCCACAAGCUGGUGGAACAGGAGUUAGCUCACGCCGUCAACGCCACUGCCCUGGUGCUCACGGAGGCCAAACUGUCCAGCCCUGAGUGUCUAAGUCGCAGCACGGCGGUGGAAAUCGUCAACAGCAGUAAAGUUCUCCAGGCUGAGACCAGGAUGCUGCUCGAUGGAAAACUACUGUCAGAGUCUCCAGAGGAAGAGGAGCUUCGGUCGACCCUGAACAGCCUCAGCGCUGAGCUCCACAAGCUGGACGACAUCCACUGGAUCUGUCCACUCAUGCAGUGCUCCGAGGAGGACUCAGUGCGGGGCAGCAGUAAGAGCACCAGCAGUAUGAAGCUGAAGAUCAUACCCAAGGUGAAGAAGGAGAGGGAGAAGCUCCACAAGCAGAAGUCCAACAGCUCUCUCUCAGGAAAUUGGGAUAUUAAAGGUGGGGCUGGUGAGGCAGAUUCCUCAGGCAAUUGAAGCAUGAGGUGUUUAAUACUGCCCCGCCUUCCCUCCCGUUACGCUGACAACCAGGGGUGAGAAGCACUCGUUCUCCUCCCCUCUAACCGCGAUACCCAGAGACCUGACGAGGUGUGAGGAAGAAAAGGAAAACCACCUCCCGACUUUAAUGCUAUUUCCUCCCUGCUUCUUUAAACACCAUUUUGCAGGGAGGACUUUUGUUUCUAUUUUACGUUUUUGAAGGGGCCUGGCUUUGCACCGCAUUACUUCACCAUUGGCGUUCUGCUUUUGGUUCUGGUUAUCUGCUUGAGUUUGAAAGUCGCCGUGGCCAGCAGCGAAUCAAACAAAGGAAGAGGCAGGCGUAGAACGAAAGCACUCUCGCUGUUUGUUUGUUUUUUGACGAAGAAAUGUGUUUACGUGGUGCUCUCCUUGCAUGUCGAGUGCAGCCAUCUUAUUUUAUAUCUUUAAGUUGUUACAAUCUUUUAAUUAUUUUCUCUCUAACUAAUCGUUUUAUUUCUGAACUUAUGAACAGCCUUUAGACUUGGAUUUUUCUCGCAACUUUCGAAGAGUAUUUAUUUCUUGUUGCUACUGCCAUGAGAACUCAAAUGGCAACACAAUGAACAAACUGAAACAUCUCAACCUUAUCGUCUGCUGAACUGGGGACAUCUUAAAUGUUGCAAAAAAUGUACUGAGGAAUGUACUUGUGUGGACUUUGUAUUAACCUGUGAAUAAUGUUAAAUGAUAAAUUAUAUACGGUUUCACAAAGGUUCUACUGUUGUGGUUCUAAAGUGGUUCUGUUGUCUGACUUGUGUGAUCCGAGGCUAUGCUUUAUGAUGAGUCAUUUCAUCUGGAAUUCAUUCUUAUGAAACGAUUUAAAGUACGGCACAUCACUAUGAUCAAGGUCUAAAAUAUGACUCAUGUGGGAGUAAAAAAAAACAUCCCACUGGUUUUAAGAACCAUUUUGAGGUACAGUACCAGAUGAAAUGACUCAACAAGUGUGAUUUGUUUUUGGCAGUGUAUGGUGAAGGUGUUUACAGAAGGAGGAAGCAUCAAGGACACAUUGACAAAACAUUACAGCUACUCAGUAUAUUACUCCCACUUUGCCAUACUUCUGAUUGUAUAUGUAAUAUAAGAGUCAGUGGAUAUUUGAUUUUGCCUUGUCUGUGGUUAAAAGCUAUUAUUAUUAUUACAAAUAUAUUAUCUAUUUUUUUUGUAUAUCUUAUUUUCCCAAUGGUAAUAUGUGAAGCUGUCCUGGCUUUGCUGCUUGACAAACUCCUUGGCCAGUGCAUAUAAUCGAAGCCAAUUAAUGAUGUUCUGUGUCCCUGCAUGCAUACUUAGCCUUCCUUCGCCUCACAGUGUUGGGUUUAAGUAGCCUCAGAAUAGUGAAUUUUAGCUUGUUUGUCCGACCAGCAACGUGAAUAUUUUGUUUUAACCUGCUUGACGCACCAGAUGGUCUGGGUUUUACUGCAAAAAUGAUUUAGCCCAAAAAAAAAACACAGAAAUGUCUGCCAAUACUUUACUGUGUUGUCCAGACUUCAGGAGAGUGUAUUGAUUU
Sebastes umbrosus (honeycomb rockfish) is the source of this 5343-nucleotide messenger RNA. Its product is annotated as diacylglycerol kinase eta. The record is from RefSeq and is a predicted model, not a curated record. Gene Ontology annotation, biological process: lipid phosphorylation; intracellular signal transduction; diacylglycerol metabolic process. Lineage: Eukaryota; Metazoa; Chordata; Actinopteri; Perciformes; Sebastidae. The coding region runs from base 531 to 3809 and encodes 1092 amino acids. Gene Ontology annotation, molecular function: ATP-dependent diacylglycerol kinase activity. The transcript has 31 exons.